This is a messenger RNA of Triplophysa dalaica, 1237 nucleotides long. RefSeq names its product potential E3 ubiquitin-protein ligase ariadne-2-like. The record is from RefSeq and is a predicted model, not a curated record. Gene Ontology annotation, biological process: protein polyubiquitination; regulation of cellular response to oxidative stress; negative regulation of protein phosphorylation. The transcript is spliced from 4 exons. Lineage: Eukaryota; Metazoa; Chordata; Actinopteri; Cypriniformes; Nemacheilidae. Gene Ontology annotation, cellular component: ubiquitin ligase complex; Golgi apparatus; endoplasmic reticulum. Bases 107 to 880 code for a protein of 257 amino acids. Gene Ontology annotation, molecular function: zinc ion binding; ubiquitin conjugating enzyme binding; ubiquitin protein ligase activity.
UCUGAGGCAAGCAAAGGAACAGAUCAUGCUUUAACUGAUCCGGGGAAAACAGCACCCCAAAAUUAACGGUUCACCAGACGAUUGUUCAAAAUCAACCUAGUUUACUAUGUCAGAAGAUGUAAAGAAGUUCAGUCCAUUCGACAAAGGCAUCAAAUUGGUGUCAAAACCAAGCGAUCUCGAUGAAUUUGAUGAUGACCCCAGUGUUUUAAGAGCUCAGCUGUCCUGUGGUCAUGUCAUUGAUCCAGAGACACUGACCGAUUGUUGUAGAGCUCAACUGGAAGAUAGACAGACUGAAUUCAGAUGUCCCCUGUGCAGGAAAGAAUGGCCAUAUAACGAAGUGCGCAAAUUGGCAAAACUUACAAUUGAUGAGCAGUCUAGUUUUGAGGAGAGGCUUGGGACAAACACUGUUAAGAAGUUAUUGGAUUUAAGGGAUUGUCCUGGUUGCGGAACUUUAAUAGAAAGAUCGGAUGUUUCCAAUCUCUGCGUGGAGUGCUCAGUUUGCACUGUAAAAACUGGACGAAUCUUUGAAUUCUGCUGGCAGUGUGAGAGAGAGUGGAAGGGGCCUAGACCUUGUCUUGAUCAUUGCAGUAAUGUGGGAUGUAGACGCGCUGACCAGGAGCUGCUGAGGGGUUGUGAUAUGAUCACUUUCACAUCAGUUGUGUAUAAGGGGUCCAGUGUUCAUGUCCAGUGUCCAGCAAUCCGUGCCUGUCCAUUUUGUGGCGUGUUGAUAGAACACAAUAAGGGAUGUAAAAUAAUGUCAUGUCGUAAUUGUAAGAAGCAGUUUUGCUUUGCUUGUUUAAAAUCCGCCCACGACUGCUUAAAAACUUCUACUCAUUUCAUUUCAUGCUCAGCUAGUGUCGCACCUAGACAAACUGAUUAAGCAGAUGAUAAAGCAGAAGCGGCUUUAAAGGGUGAGGAGUUAAGAAGAGGAAGAGUUUAUAAAGCUAAUUGAUUAUAUUUACUUUUUCUGUGUAUUCAAGAUUUUAAAGUGUAGGUACACAGCAUUGUUAUUACUGGUCUAUCUAAUUUCUAGUGAUUCCUUCACGAUUAUGUCAUUAAUUUUCUAAGUUCCUCAUAAAGAUACUCAUUAUGUCAUUUUGGACCACCACCAAAUUACCCCUGAACUUUAUUCAAAUAUUACCAUGUUUUCAAUCUGAUUUUAAUAUCAUUCAGUAAUUACUGUCCAUGCAUGCAUGUAUACUUUAUAAUUAUUUUAAAUAAAAUGCAUUUACUUUAA